AGGUCCUUGUAUUGAUCCAAAUUUUUUUGAAAAUUUAUCCUCUAAGAUCAUUUCUUUAUUGGAUAGUUUGUCUGUUUAAGAGACAGGCAGAGAAGCAGGGAGCAGAAGAGGGAGACACAGGCUCCUCAAGCACACUCUGCCCCAAGCGCAGAGCCUGCCAGGGGCGGGAUCUCAGGAUGCUGAGACCAUGACUUGAGCCACAACCCAGAGUCAGAUGCCUAGUGACUGAGCCGCAGGCGUCAAGCCCCAUGUUCCUGCUGUGGGCACUCCUGCCCCCCCACCCCCCGCCCCCCGUAGCCACUGAGAGCUCGGGCUUUGGUCUGCGCUCCAACUGCCAGGUGGUCUGGGGGCUACAGUGCAGGCUGCACGUCCCCUCUGUCCCACCUCAGGCUGAAAGGGCCUCAGCCCUGAGAAGGAAUCGGAUCUUCCCGACCACCCCUAGCCGGAGGGAGCUGCUGGAGCAGCAGGUAGAAGAACUGGUGCCCGCCUUGCUGUGCUUGGACGACCUUUCCAUUGUUCAAUUUAUGGAAACGUAUCCUGAAUUUGGCACCACCGAAGAGAUCCUGGACCUGCUGUUUGCAAAAUAUGGAUGCAACAAAUAUCUGAAUGAUGACAUCGUGGGAUCCGUGGAGCAGUGCAAAGUGGCCAUCUCCUGCAUCCUGGACAUCUGGCUGGAGUACAUCAGGAGGAUUUUCAUCAGCCCACCAGAAUUUCCUCUUCCUGAGGAAACUUCUGGCAUUCAUGGGGGCUCAACAGGCCAGCUUUGGCCCCAGAGCAACACCCCUAACCCACCUCAGGAGCCCACCCCAGCUCCGACUGUGGGGCCUGUGGCACCUUCAGGGCCUGAGGUGACCGAGCCGGUCCCGGCUGCUGGAGGACGGAAGCUACUACCCAAAGGCAAAGCGGCCGCCACCUGGUCAUUGCGAGCCCCGCGGGGCACAGGGUGGGUGGUGAGCGGCGCAGCGCCGGCGCCAGCAGCCCCCGGGCCGGAGCAGAUCCUGCGUCCGCAGCAGCCGCCUGCAGCACAUCCCGCUCCCGAGGCCUCCGCCACCGGGGAGCACGUGGGCCUGCGCGCCCUCCACUCGGGGGUGACCCCCUCCAGACCCUGGGCCGAGCAGGGACCCGCAGCUUUCUGCGACCAGCAAGUCGGCAGCCAGGGCCUGUCUCCGGUCGCGACACCAGCCCAGCUGCCUCACGCGAACACCCCUUCCCCGCAGCUCCCCGGGCUGCACCCUUGCCCUGGAGCCCGACGGACGGGUGCUGCCAACGCCAGGUCGCGCCUUCCCCGUGCUUUGCUACCUCAGGCCCAGGGCUCUGUGCUCCUCCAGAGCCCUUCCUCCACCGAGGCGUUAGACCCGUCCAGGAAAGGGAAGGGGAAGCCGCCGAACGUGUCCCUGGGGCAGGCCAAACCCAGACAGGCCGUCCUCUGCAAGCACAAGCCUAAGUACUGUAGCAGCUUUGGGGCCCAUAGCUCCCUGCAGAUCCACCUCCGCUCCCAUACCGGAGAGAGACCCUUCGUGGGCUCUGUCUGUGGCCGCCGGUUCACCACCCAGGGCAACCUCAAGUGCACUUGCAUGGACAUCCCCAGGGAGGCCCACCCCCAGCUCUUUCCCAAGUUCCACGACAAAACGUCGGCAGGCCAUGGCAUUCCCUAUGCACUCUCUGUAGCCAUCCCCGUAGAUGAAUCGAGUCUCUCUUUAGACAGCAAACCUGUCCUUGUAACAGGGACCCCCGGUCUAGGGCUACCUCAGAAUCUCUCUUCAGGGACUAACCCCAAGGACCUCCUGGGCGGCCCGCUGCCCAAUGACCUGCAGCCCGGGACUUCCCCAGAAAGUGAGGACGGGUCCCUACUGUCUGGGGGGGUGGGAGCAAGCCACACUUCCCCGAGGGUUGGUGGUUUCCAAGGGAGUGGGACCCCGAGCGGGUCGGAGACCCUGAAAUUACAGCAGCUGGUGGGGAACAUUGACAAGGCCACCACCGACCCCAACGAAUGUCUCAUUUGCCACCGGGUCUUGAGCUGCCAAAGCUCCCUGGAGAGGCAUUGGCCCCACACCGGGGAGAGGCCAUUCCAGUGCAAGAUCUGGGGUCGGGCAUUGUCCACCAAGGGCAACCUGAAGAUGCACCUCGGGGUUCCCCGGACCAACACGUCCAUAGAGAUGCGGCACUCGUGCCCCAUCUGCCAGAAGAGGGUCCCGAACGUGGCCCUGCUGCAGCAGCGCAUCCAGAUGCACAUGGGCGGCCAGAAUCCCCACACGCCUCUGCCCCAGAUCCCCUGUGACUUCCCAGGUCCCGAGGCCGCGAUGGUCAGUGAACACGGCAGCGCGGGUGCCACCUGUCACGAUGAUGUCAUCAGAGCAUCGACUUGGAUGAGCGGGGCCCCAGGACGCUUCGGGCUGCUUCCCAGCGCCCACUCAGCAUCCCCCACGCUCG
Molecule: messenger RNA, 2430 nt
Organism: Canis lupus familiaris (dog)
Lineage: Eukaryota; Metazoa; Chordata; Mammalia; Carnivora; Canidae
Product: sal-like protein 4
Biological process (GO): regulation of transcription by RNA polymerase II
Cellular component (GO): nucleus
Molecular function (GO): DNA-binding transcription factor activity, RNA polymerase II-specific; RNA polymerase II cis-regulatory region sequence-specific DNA binding
Source: RefSeq, a predicted model, not a curated record